GGGGACCUCUCCCCAAUUCUGUAAGCCCCUGAAGAGAGAAGGCCUUUCUCUCCAUGCUCCUUUUGCAGGAACUCCCUGGCACCAAGGCCAGGGGGGACAGGACGGUCUCUGAGGAGGAUGGGUCCGUAGGCUGCUCUGAGUGCUGUCCCUGCGCCAAAGAAGUUAUAGUUCCCUCCUGGGGGGCCCCCUCCCUGCCCCUCAGCACAGCCUCAAUCAAGAAGUUCCCCGUCUUUGAUCACCACUCUAAGUAGGAGAAACCCGCCCAGGGCUCCCUUAGAGCCGAAAACGGUGAGCUGGCCAUGACGGAGGAGGUAUGGAUGGGCACCUGGAGGCCCCAUCGCCCCCGGGGACCCAUCAUGGCCCUCUACAGCAGCCCUGGACCCAAGUACCUGAUUCCACCAACAACUGGCUUCGUGAAGCACACGCCCACCAAGCUCCGUGCGCCAGCCUACAGCUUCCGCGGGGCCCCCAUGCUCCUGGCAGAGAACUGCUCCCCAGGACCCCGUUAUAAUGUAAACCCCAAGAUACUGAGGACUGGCAAGGACCUUGGCCCUGCCUACUCCAUCCUGGGGCGCUACCACAGCAAGACUCUGCUGACCCCCGGCCCAGGUGACUACUUUCCAGAGAAAUCCACCAAGUACGUGUUUGACUCAGCGCCCAGCCACUCCAUCUCCGCCCGAACAAAGACGUUCCGAGUGGACAGCACCCCAGGCCCCGCUGCGUACAUGCUGCCCAUGGUGAUGGGGCCCAACACCGUCGGCAAGGUCUCCCAGCCCUCCUUUUCCAUCAAGGGCCGCAGCAAGCUGGGCAGCUUCAGCGACGACCUACACAAGACCCCAGGUCCCGCAGCCUACCACCAGACUGACGUGCAGGUGACCAAGUUCAAGGCUCCGCAGUACACCAUGGCUGCCCGUGUAGAGCCCCCAGGGGACAAGACCCUCAAGCCAGGACCAGGCGCCCACAGCCCUGAGAAGGUGACCCUGACCAAGCCCUGCGCCCCAGUUGUCACCUUUGGCAUCAAACACUCUGACUACAUGAUUCCCCUGGUGGUUGAUGUGGAGUAGCUGCAUCACGCCCAGCGUCUGCACAAGAGAUCCACCAGGCCACAGAGCUCGAGGCUGUCUUCACCAGCUGGGCUGGGCCAGCCUGGCCCUGCAGGGCAGAGCACGCUUGUUUGGGCAACUGUAACCAGUUACUUUUUUUCUAUGCUAUUUUACCAUAUGUUAAUCUUGUUUUCUGCUGUGCCGAAAGUAUUUAAUAAAUCACAUUGCAUUAA
Macaca mulatta (Rhesus monkey) is the source of this 1276-nucleotide messenger RNA. It is a transcript of the gene CIMAP1A, whose product is annotated as ciliary microtubule associated protein 1A. The record is from RefSeq and is a predicted model, not a curated record. Gene Ontology annotation, cellular component: cytoskeleton; outer dense fiber. NCBI's taxonomy places the organism in Eukaryota, Metazoa, Chordata, Mammalia, Primates, Cercopithecidae.